This is a messenger RNA of Cucurbitaria berberidis CBS 394.84, 1425 nucleotides long. RefSeq lists its product as uncharacterized. The coding region runs from base 1 to 1425 and encodes 474 amino acids. NCBI's taxonomy places the organism in Eukaryota, Fungi, Ascomycota, Dothideomycetes, Pleosporales, Cucurbitariaceae. The transcript has 4 exons. The record is from RefSeq and is a predicted model, not a curated record. Gene Ontology annotation, molecular function: protein binding.
AUGUUCCACGAAGGAAGCUUACAGAGCGGAAUUGCGCUUGCAAUCCAGCAGCAGAAGCUUGUUGCUUGCUUUGUGCGAGAUGAUGGCGCGACGAGCACAGAAUGGGAAGAGUGGUUGAAGAGUGGAUGGAUAUCGAAUCUACUUGCCCAGAAAGCCGUCGUCUUGCGCCUUGAGGCUGCCUCCACCGAGGCUGGAUUCCUUGCUGCUUUCUGCGAUAUCACGGACACACCCACAUUCGUAGUCAUACAAAAUGGCCAGCUACAACUGCAGCUUAAGAGCCAUGUCGAGAAAGAGGAGUUUACCAACUCAAUACGCAAGGUUCUUGGGGCAGAGGCUAUACCAGGCUCCAGUGCAGCGCAAACACCGCCACCACACACAAGUACACCAGGGCCAACUCAGACUAGAACUACUACAGAAGCGGAAGAUGAUCUAUAUGGAGCGUCACAACCCUACGAGCCUGCGCGAGCUGCACCACCCACGCCUGCAGCAGCCUCUACACCUUCGGCAAUAGCGAAAGGCAAGCAGAAAGCUACCUCGUCCCAUGAAUCCAAGCCCGUUCCCAUGGCUCCCUCUGUAACUUCUGCACAACAAGAGGCCCGCGACGCGCUGCGCAAAAAGAAACGCGAUGACGCAGGAGAACUAGCACGUAUAAAGGCACGGAUCGAGGCAGACAAGGCAGCGCGAAAGGCACAGGCAGAGGUACGGAAAGCAGAGCGGGAGCGGGAACGAGGCACAAAUGCGCAAACUGAAACGCAAUCAAGGACGACAAUAACAUCGUCGAGAGGAUCACAAGCAAAGACUGUCAAUCUGAACGUCAGAUUGUUCGACGGACGAACGAUACGGUCUAUAUUUCCCCGCACAGCUACUUUACAAGAAGAUGUUCGCAGCUGGGUGGAUAAGGAGUUUGCGAAUCUCUCCGCCGACGAUCCAAACAUCAAUAACCAGAGACUUCCACCGUACUUCUUCAGGCAUAUCCUAGCUCCACAACCGAGCCACGAACUUUCCGCUGGAGAUGAAAGCCAAUCCCUCGGCGACAUCGACCUGGCACCGAGUGCCACACUAGUCCUUGUGCCAGUCAAGGGAUAUACGGACGCAUAUUCAGGGGCAAGUGGUGGUGUCGUCGGCACCGCUACCGGGCUCCUCAGCGGUGCUUUUGGACUUGUAUCUUCGACCGUUGGCUUCGUGGGUAGUACGCUGGGCUCUGUGAUUGGGUAUGGCUCCGCGCCUGCAGGAGCUCAAGCAGGACAGACAACAGAGUCAAGAUCAGGUCAAGGGUCCCAGGUACCUGCGUCCUCAGAGGGGUCGAGCGUCAGAGUGAGGACACUGGCAGAUCAAAGGUCGAGGGAGCCGAGAGACCAGCAGUUUUAUAAUGGUAACCAGCUAGAUACCGUCCCUAGGAACGAUGACGAUGACAAGCGAUCAUAG